AUGGCGCCGCGGCCGCUGAGCCCCUUGGUGCUGGCGCUGGGUGGCGCGGCGGCCGUGCUCGGUUCGGUGCUCUUCAUCCUCUGGAAGACCUAUUUCGGCAGCGGACGGGAGCGCCGCUGGGACGGAGGCGAGGCCUGGUGGGGCGCUGAGCCUGCCGGCCUUCCACAGUGGGACGAGUGGGACCCCGAGGACGAGGAGGACGUGGAGCCAGCGCUGGAGGAGCUGGAGCAGCGCGAGGUGUUGGUGCUGGGGCUGGACGGCUCCGGGAAAAGCACAUUCCUGCGCGUGCUGGCGGGAAAGCCACCGCUGGAAGGCCACAUCCCCACCUGGGGCUUCAACUCCGUGCGACUGCCCACCAGGGACUUCGAGGUGGACCUGCUGGAGAUCGGCGGCAGCCAGAAUCUGCGCUUCUACUGGAAGGAGUUUGUGAAUGAAGUGGACGUGCUGGUGUUCAUGGUGGACUCGGCUGACCGGCUGCGGCUGCCAUGGGCCCGACAGGAGCUGCACAAGCUGCUGGACAAGGACCCUGACCUGCCUGUUGUGGUGGUGGCCAACAAGCAGGACCUGAACGAAGCCAUGAGUAUGGUGGAGCUGCAACAGGAGCUGGGCCUGCAGGCUGUCAAUAGCCAGCGGGAAGUUUUCCUCUUGGCAGCCAGCAUCGCCCCUGCAGGAACCAGCUUUGAAAAUCCUGGCACCGUGCACAUCUGGAAACUGCUCCUGGAGCUUCUCUCCUAGGCUGGCGCCCACCCGCUCACCAGCCAGCCCUGGAGACUUCAGUUCCACUCCUCCUGCUUCUUCAUCUCCAGCCUGGGCCUGGGGCACAGGCUACAUAGCAUCACUUCCCUUCUUCCCUCCUCACCCUCAAGAGCAGGGCCUGGGUGAGGUCAGGAACCACACAGAAGCCCUCCUGGUGAGCUGGCCAUGAGGCUGAAGCAGGGAGGCAGUUGAGGCCAAGGGUGGGAGAGGACAGUGUCUUGCUCAUUCGGAGCAGCAAGUGGUGAUCCCACUUUCACCAGGGAAGGCAGCCUCAUCCUCUGACCUGUACAGCGAGCUGCCCAGCAGGCUCAGUUCUCCCCACCCUGCUGGUCCCAGGGGGUGAGGACUGGUGUAGAUGUCCGAAGUACGCCCUAACCCUAGACUGAUCCCUCCUGGUGAUUUUGCACCCUCGUGUGGGCAGGUUCUGGGCCGUAAGCCAUGAGCUCAGACUCCCUGUCCUGCCUUAUCCUCCAGCCCCAGCUGGCUCGUGGCCUUGUGUAAUCCCUGCCUCUCUGGGCCAUCCGUUUUAAAGAGAGGUGAUUUAGAUGGUGGCUUUCUAACCGAGCCAUGAAGACAGGAAGCUUGAGGAGGAAUCUAGAGAUCCUGGCAAGGAGCUUCCUGAAACCCCCCUGCUUUCCCAAGGUUGAGGUCCGGCCCGCUAACCUCUUAAAUACAGAGUAAGUGGUCCUUACCCCCUAAUCAGAGAAACUGAAACCCACACCCACCCCAAUCUGGAGUCAGAAGCUGCUACUCUUACACUUAACUGUGCCAAUGCCCAUGUUUACAUAAGUCUGGGGAAGGAAGGAGCCUGCCUGUGUUCCUGGAAAGACUUGUCAGGGGCCUCCAGACUGCAUUUAAUUAUUUAUUUAUUUAUAAAAGGAACAGGCCCAAGUUUUAGGCUCUGUUUCUAGGUGCUGUUAUCUAAACCCCAGAUGACUGUCAUGGAAAAUUUGGAUCUUUGAGGAAAAUAGCUGGAAUCAUGGAUGACAGUGUGGUAAGCUACAUGAGUCAAUGCAGACAGCUUUUCCUCCCCCGACCCUUUGUGGCUGUACUUGAUGUCAUAGAAUUUCAUGAUGACCCAUAUGAACUUGAACUCCAACACUUGGCCUAAUACGUCAAAGGGACACAAACUGUAGAGGUAACGAAUGACUCUGGGAGAGGCAAUUUCAUCAUAGUUACUCUUACAAAGAAAUAAGAAUUAGCAGACCAACCAAUGGGUAGCCUUGAGUAUAUCGCACAGCCUUCCUGGACCUGCUGAUUGUGCAGCUAAGGCAAAGCUGGACAGAAUAGCUGGUGUCUUCUCCAGUACACAUUCCGUGAUUCUCCUGUUUCCAGUGAUCAGCCAGUUUAAAGACUGUCUCUGUACUGACUCUUCAGUGUAGGCAGAAGGAACCUUUUGUCUGUCAAGAGGCCACUGAACAGUCGACAGCCACAAAUGGGCCUUUUUUCUGAGGAGGUAACCGACUCAGUUUGCUUUUUAAUUGAGAAUAGAGAUUAUGUGCCUUUGUUUCAUUUGACAUUUACUCAGUGUGCUACAGUUUCAUGCUGUGGCGGGUGCAAGAAGGGUGGGCCGGGAAGGUGGCUCAGAAUAGAAUCACUUUUCUUCGAAAUUCCGAUUAACUUUCUGUCUUAAGUGAUUUGACUGAUUUUAUUUUAAAUAUUUUGGGAAUGACUUGGGUUUUAGAGUAGCCUUUGAAACCCUGCUGACACUUCAUUUUGCUGGCAGAAAGUGAGGAGACUUGACUUCUCUGUUCUGUGAACCUCGCCUUGUCCUCCAGUGUUAAUACUUGAAAGUUACCUUUGGAGCCAACAUUUUGGAGAGGGGCACCCUUUUCUAUUAAUUAAGAUCUGCCUUUGGUCUAGUGCGUAUCACUGUGUAGUACAGGUUUUAAAGUCCCCACUGUCAGGAGGUGAACUUGAAUAGAGUUACGUACUUGAGCAGGUUUCAAAGACCAGUCUCAGAGUCAACAGGUCCCAGGGGCACACAAGGCACCCCUGAGGAGCACUGCAGGCCCAGGGCGGUGGCCCUCGGUAGCUGUACAGGCCAUGUGGACGGCCUGUCGGCCUGUGGGCGUGUCUGUGGCUGAGAGCAGCACUCCUCUGGUGGCCCGUCCUCCAGGUGGGCUGCCAGACUGCUUGUGUUCCGGUUCCUACCAGGACCAGGCUGGGCACAGUCGGGGAAGGGCCUUUCCUAAGAACGCUGACUGCCUUGUGCUCUUAUGUAGUUGUUCCUGAUGUGACUUUGGCUCAAGAGCCUAGAUGGCUGCUUUGGGGAACCUGUUCAUCUCAAGUGCAGCUCCUGACUAACUGGGAUGACCACGGUCCCCCCUCCGCCCCACCGAGCUUGGGACUAGCGGCUGGGCGGCUGGGCAGCUCUCGCACUCUCAUGAAGACCAUACAGUGCCCACUUCACGCUUGGCAAGGCAGCUCAUGCAUCUGCGUGCUGGUUGAACCUAUGAAUCACACACCCUGACACUGGGGGCUUCUGCUCUUGAGGUUAUUUUAAUGAAAUCAUGGCUUCUGACCUGCUGCUGUCCUUCUCAAGAGAGGUCAGCCCGGUCCAGAGUCUGGACACAUGGAUGGUCUAGGCAAGAGGGCUCUUGAGGCUGCUGGGACCACUACCUUGGACCGGCUGCCUAUCCCAAGAAGCCUCCUCUGGCACCUCCUGGUGCUCAGAACCAUCCGUUGUAAGCUUGUGCCAACACAGUGGUACCCAGCUGUGAGGACUGGAGAGGAGGUGAAGUUAGUCCCUCCGGACCCUCGUCGGAAGUGCUGGUGAAAAAUCUCACAGCUUUAGCAUGUCUGAAUGAGACCCCUGAUUCUCCAGAAAAAUGUUUCCACUUGCCUUUGGAAAAGAUUUUGUUCUUAGGCUAGUUUAGUAGCAACUGCCAGCAUCUCAAACCAGCCGCUGAAACUUGUCUGUGGUGUCUAUCCUUGUCCUCACAGCUGCCCCAGAACUCAGACCUGCAUAGUCAGCAGUCUGCCUCUCACCCCUGCCGUCUGCUGUCACCUCCAAGUCUUCUCUAGUAACUAUUUAAAGGGAAACCUCCACUUUUCCCGGCUGCCUCCUGGAGAUGGGCCCAUAAAGGGACAAGGGGGAGAUUGCCAUCAAAGAACUGAAGUAAAGGAGCCUUGCUGUCCCAGC
Molecule: messenger RNA, 3901 nt
Organism: Budorcas taxicolor (takin)
Lineage: Eukaryota; Metazoa; Chordata; Mammalia; Artiodactyla; Bovidae
Gene: ARL10
Product: ADP ribosylation factor like GTPase 10
Exons: 4
Coding region: 1-735 (244 amino acids)
Molecular function (GO): GTPase activity; GTP binding
Source: RefSeq, a predicted model, not a curated record